This is a messenger RNA of Pipistrellus nathusii (Nathusius's pipistrelle), 999 nucleotides long. Lineage: Eukaryota; Metazoa; Chordata; Mammalia; Chiroptera; Vespertilionidae. The record is from the annotation of a GenBank genome assembly.
AUGGCAGCAGAAGCCCCCCGAGUGGCCGCGGCUGUUCCCGGAUCUGGAGCUGGGGGUUUGGAGCCCGGGCAGGCCCUCGACCCGACCCAACCUGGCCAGCCCAGCCCAAGCCCGAAGGCCACCGAGCUCUGCCAACUGGCUCCGCACUGGAACCAGAGGGGCAUCCUUCUCACACUGGGCGCCUCCCACAUUGCCGUCGGGGUGCUGCACGCGGUCCUCGGGGGCUCCCUGGCCUUUUCAGUCAAGAACCUCCACCUGGUGACGCUGAAGUCUUGGUACCCAUUCUGGGGACCUGCCUCCUUCCUCCUUUCAGGGAUCUUGGCGGUAGCAGUGGCGGAGGUUUCGAAAACCUCUCUGAGGGCACUGUGCCUGAUCGCCAACCUCCUCAGCUUCCUCUGCGGGCUGGCUGGCCUCUGGAUCCUGGCCAAGGACAUCUUCCUGGAGAAACCAAAUCCGGGUGGGCCCCCGAUCUGGAGACCGUACCCCAACAGCACAGUGCACAUCCAGAGGUUGCAGCAGGUCCUGUUCAGCCUCACCUGGCUGGAGCUCUUACUGCCCGGGGUCACGGCCAUCUUCUCCGCCGUGGAUGACGAGUCUGCGGAGCAAGCGGGCCGGCGGGAGGGGCUCCGUGAGGGCCACUCGCCCGCGGUGUGUGGUGACAGUGGCUUCCUCGUGCAGAGCGAUGACUUGCCCCCGGUGCCCGCCGUGGAGUUGGUGAUCCGGGAGCUGCCCCCAUCCUAUGAGGAGGUGACAGGAGGAGGCACACGGGAGGGGCGGAGCAGCCGUGAAGAGGCCUGGGCCCAGCAGCAGCAGCAGCAGCAGCAGAGUCACCGGGUCCUCCCCCAGGGCAACCCCCGGGGCCAACGUGCUGUUUGGAGAACUGGGUGGCCUGUCCUGGUGGCCGAGGUGAUUGGUGGUCCCAUCUCCUCGGGCACAGAAGGGCCUCCAGGCCCCCACCCCUCCCACACCCCAGCAUCUGGUUGGUCAGGGCACAGCUAG